Molecule: messenger RNA, 1898 nt
Organism: Andrographis paniculata
Lineage: Eukaryota; Viridiplantae; Streptophyta; Magnoliopsida; Lamiales; Acanthaceae
Product: malate synthase-like
Exons: 4
Coding region: 176-1813 (545 amino acids)
Biological process (GO): glyoxylate cycle
Cellular component (GO): cytoplasm
Molecular function (GO): malate synthase activity
Source: RefSeq, a predicted model, not a curated record
AAAGGAGACAACAAUGAAUGACGAAGCAGCCUUACCUAAAAACAUCCCGUGAUUCAAUUCCCACACGCCUUUAAUAAGAUCCGAUCCGAUCCUACCAAUUCCCAAAUCAGUCACUUCCAAACCCUAAUCGAUCCUCAAUCCGUACCUCUUAUUGCUUGCUGGUCCGAACAACAACAUGACGUCGGAGUAUGACUCGCCGGCGGGGGUUGUAAUAAGGGGAAGGUACGACCAAGACUUCGCCGGGAUUUUGACCAGAGACGCUCUCCAAUUCGUCGCCGAUCUGCACAGAGAAUUCCGAGCCGACGUCCGCCGCGCCAUGGACUGCCGGAAGGCUGCUCAGGCGAGGUACAACGCCGGCGACCUGCCGGGGUUCGACCCAGCGACGGCGGAAGUCCGCCGCGGCGAUUGGGUCUGCGCGCCGCCGCCGCCCGCCGUCGUCGAUCGGAGGGUGGAGAUCACCGGACCGGCGGACAGAAAAAUGGUCAUUAACGCACUUAACUCCGGAGCCAAAGUAUUCAUGGCUGAUUUAGAAGACGCAUUGUCGCCAAGUUGGGACAAUGUAAUGAGGGGACAAGUGAACUUAAAAGAUGCUGUGGAUGGGACCAUAAGUUUCCAUGACACGGCCCGAAACAGGGCUUACAAGCUGAACCAAAUCACUGCCAAGCUCUUUGUCCGCCCGCGUGGCUGGCACAUGCCCGAGGCCCAUAUCUUGAUCGACGGCGAGCCCGCAAUCGCCUGCCUAGUUGAUUUCGGGCUCUACUAUUUCCAUAACUGGUUUACUUUUCGACGGGCUCAGGGCGAGGGGUUCGGGCCCUUCUUCUAUCUCCCCAAAAUGGAACAUUCCAGGGAGGCUAGGAUAUGGAACGGUGUGUUCGAACGUGCCGAGGCGAGCGUUGGGGUCGAGAAAGGGAGCAUUAGGGCAACGGUGCUGAUCGAAACGCUCCCGGCCGUGUUUCAAAUGGACGAGAUUCUUUACGAGCUGAGGGAUCAUUCGGUCGGGCUGAAUUGCGGCCGUUGGGAUUACAUUUUCAGCUACAUCAAGACAUUCCAGGCUCACCCCGACCGGCUCCUCCCCGACAGGGUUCGAGUCGGGAUGACUCAGCAUUUUAUGAAAAGUUACUCCGAUUUGCUCAUCUUUACGUGCCAUAGGCGCGGCGUGCACGCCAUGGGAGGAAUGGCGGCGCAAAUCCCAAUCCGGGACGAUCCUGAGGCGAACCAGGCGGCCCUAGAAAUGGUAAAGAAGGACAAACAGAGGGAAGUCGAGGCAGGGCACGACGGGACAUGGGCAGCGCACCCGGGACUAAUCCAGCCGAUCACGGAUGUCUUCGACGGCAAAAUGGGCAAAAAAGCAAACCAAAUCCAAUCCAUUAAGCGAGAGGACGCUGCCGGAUUAACCGAGCACGACCUCCUGAAGCUUCCUGAAGGCACGCGCACCGUCGAAGGCUUUCGCCUCAACAUCAGGGUCGGGAUUCAGUAUCUGGCGGCCUGGCUGAACGGGACGGGAGCCGUCCCGCUCUACAACCUGAUGGAGGACGCGGCAACAGCGGAGAUCAGCCGGGCGCAGAACUGGCAGUGGAUCAAAUACAGCGCCGAGUUCGACGGCGGCGGUGCGGUGGCAAAUGGGGGGCUGUUUGGGGGGCUGGUGGAGGAGGAAAUGGAGAAGAUUGAGAAGGAAGUAGGGAAGGAGAGAUUUGAGAAGGGGAAGUAUGGAUUGGCUUGUGAAAUAUUCAGGAGGCAGUGUACGGCUCCGGUGUUGGAUGAUUUUCUAACACUUGAGGCUUAUGCUCACAUUGUUAAUGUUGUUGAUCACUGACUUGUGGAACUGUUGUAGUACUGAAAGCGUUAUUCGUGUAAUAAACGGCACGGUGUCUACUGCUGAGCCGCAUUUUGGUCUCGCA